Molecule: messenger RNA, 3517 nt
Organism: Silurus meridionalis
Lineage: Eukaryota; Metazoa; Chordata; Actinopteri; Siluriformes; Siluridae
Gene: ppfibp1a
Product: PPFIA binding protein 1a
Exons: 25
Coding region: 308-3016 (902 amino acids)
Biological process (GO): neuromuscular junction development
Cellular component (GO): presynaptic active zone
Molecular function (GO): protein binding
Source: RefSeq, a predicted model, not a curated record
GCGGUAAAAGUAUAACGGACUCAAACAAAGCUGGUGUUAAAUAUGCGCAUGCGCAGUUGGCAAUUAAAACUUUAGAAACUUUCCCGAGUUGCUGCGGCGCAUGCGCAGGAAGCCGGUCAGAAGUUUGGAGGACGCGCGUAGUCAGGAGCAGGCUGCUUUAUUAAGUGCCCACAAAAAAGAAAUAAAUGAGUAUGAACGACCUGAGCUGGAGGAAAGCUGACGAGACAAACGGAUAAACAUUGGAGAAUAUUUAUAUAUAACGUAAAGUGAUUCUUGGGUUCCAAGUCAAGAGGAAAAGGUUUUCAGGAUGAUGUCAGACGCCAGUGAGAUGUUGGCAGCAGCUUUGGAGCAGAUGGAUGGAAUCAUUGCAGGCUCCAAGGCCAUAAACUUCUCCAAUGGUCUGUUCGACUGCCAGUCUCCCAGCUCGCCCUUGCUAGGCAGCCUGCGUGCAGUCCACCUACUAGAGGAUCUGCGGGGGGCACUGGAGCUGAUGGAUGCAGAUGAACGAGAGAACCUGCGUAGCCAUGUGCCCGAUAACACUGCAGAGAGCUUGGUGGAGUGGCUGCAAGCCAGACUGACUAACGGUCAUGGAUUUGCAGCAAAGGAUUUGGCAUAUCAGGAGCGACUGUCUCGGCUAGAGAAUGACAAGGAAUGUCUGGUGCUGCAGGUGAGUGUUCUGACAGACCAGGUGGAGGUGCAGGGAGAAAAGAUCAGGGACCUAGAGAUGUGCCUUGAGGAACACCAGAUGAAACUUAAUGCCACAGAAGAAUUACUACAGCAGGAGUUGCUGAGCAGGAGCACGUUAGAGACCCAGAAACUGGAGCUGUUGACUGAGAUCUCCAGUCUGAAACUAAAGCUUACAACUGCAGAUCAUGAGAGCAAGGAAAGUGAGGCCUUUUAUCAGGAGCUGAGUGAAAUGCGCUUCAGAGCUGCUACUGCAGAGAAAGAGAGAAUGCAGCAGGAAGGAAGCCUAAAAUCAACCAGAGAAGAACUGGUGGCACUGCAGAAGCAGCUAGAGGAGCAAGAGCAGGAUCUGAGGAAAUUGAAAAAACUAGCUGGAGCUGAGGCCGUAACCUCCGAUGGAAGCCAGAGCAAUGUGAAAGAUCUGGAAGUGCAAAAAAUGAAGCAGACUGUUGAGUCUUUAAUGGCAUGUAACAAUGAAAAGGACCGUAAGAUUGAAGAAUUGCAGCAGUCCCUGUUAAACUGUGGGAAAAUCCAGGACAUGGUGAUGCUGGUAAAGGAAAGGAAAGAUUGCGUGCUUUCAGACAGAGAUGAUGAAGAGGACACUAGGACAGGACAAAGUGAAAGUUCAGCCAAAUUUGCAACCACAACAGUUACUGAGACUCUUUCCCCCACAGGCACGGAGCAGACUGAUGAGCCUCAGGUGAUUCCAUGCACUGAGUUUAUCUCCGAGUCUGAACACAAAUCAGCAGCUGAUGCAGAUCCAUGCCUCCCUACACCCAGUUUCUCUGAGAGGCUUGGAGCAGAAAAUUUGUCUAGCGGAGAUGAGGCUGAGUCUAGUGAAAGUGCAGAUAAGAUGAUGAGCUCUCCCACAGUGUCCCCCUCUCAGCUCAGCCCAGGCGGGAGUGAACGUUUCGGCAGCAAAAAAAUACGCUCCUCGUUUGGACGGGGCUUCUUCAAGAUUCGGGGUGGAAAGAGAACAACCAGCUCUCCUGAUUUAGCAGCUGAGACAGAGAGGAAAAGGACUGAGCACUUGGAUCUAGCAGGAGCUCCAUCUCUCGAGCCAAAAGAGCAUGCAGUCUCACCUGAGGGCAAGAAGAAAUCUAAGGGAUUCCGCAAGUUCUUGGGAAUGAUGAGGAGAAGCCAGUCUACCUCGUCUAACCUGGACGAUGAGUCUGAGUUCAAGAGGGGCGGUCUUAGAGCCACAGCCGGGCCUAGACUUGGUUGGUCACGUGACUCGCCGCGCAGCAAUAACAAUGAGCUAGAAACCCCAUUCGCAAGCUGGAGUACAGAGCAGGUGUGUGAGUGGCUGCAGGAGCAGGAUUUGGGCUUGUACAUGGGUCAGGCUCAGCAGUGGGUCAGCUCCGGGCAAACACUAUUAAACGCUUCACAAAAUGACCUUGAAAAGGAGCUGGGCAUUAGGCAUCCUCUUCACAGAAAGAAGCUGUUGCUGGCGCUUCAGGCGCUGAGCUCAGAGGAGGGUGACUCUAAAAGCAAACUGGACUUUAACUGGGUUAAUCGCUGGCUUGAUGACAUCGGUCUGCCUCAGUACAAAGCCCAGUUUGAAGAGGGCCGUGUGGAUGCACGCAUGCUUCACUACAUGACUGUGGAUGAUUUGCUGGGUCUGAAAGUGGGCAGCGUGCUCCACCAUCUCAGUAUCAAAAGGGCUAUUCAGGUGCUGCGCAUCAACAACUACGAGCCCAACUGCCUCCGACGCAGACCAUCUGAUGAGAAUAACAUCACGCCAGAAGAGGUGUGCCAGUGGACCAAUCACAGAGUGAUGGAGUGGCUGCGCUCUGUAGACCUGGCAGAGUACGCGCCGAACCUCAGAGGAAGCGGAGUGCACGGAGGACUGAUGGUUCUGGAGCCUCGGUUCAGUGUUGAGACAAUGGCUCUCCUCCUGAACAUCCCGCCAAAUAAAACGCUCCUGAGGCGUCACCUGGCCACACACUUUCACCUACUGAUCGGUGCUGAAGCAGAGAGACUCAAGCAGGAGUGUCUCGAGCACCCUGACUACACGUUGCUCACCGCCACAGCGAAAGUAAAGCCGAGACGUCUGUCCUUCGGGGGUUUUGGAACAUUGAGGCGAAAGCGGCAGGAGGACAGUGAAGAAUUUCUUUGCCCUCUGGACGUGCAGAAAGCCCAGAACAAUGGAGAACAGUGCAUCAGUGAGGACAAACUGGAGCAGAUGGAGGACUCGGAAGGCGCAGUAAAACAGAUAGGAGCCUUUUCUGACGGGAUCAACAACCUCACUAGCAUACUGAAAAAGGACGAGCUAUUCAGGGAGAUGCCAUCUCAUUCUCCUGAUGCCACUUACACUGACUCCAGCACAUGAUCCUAAAGAAUCAGCCUCGGUUCCUUUACUGUGAUUUUUUUUUUUUACUACGAAACAGCUCCACGCAGCUCCACCCUUUUUCCCUGUGAUGGUAUUACGUUUGCGUCUGACAAUCCAAAGCAAUUGACAAGUGUGAAAUGUUUAUUUAUUCUCCUUUUUUACUGUCUCCAGCAUAACGUUUUCAGAGUUCAUGAGAAAGCAUACCAAAGACUGUAAAUGACCAAAAAUAUUUUUAAUCUGGUUUUAGUUGGAUUACAUCCUUAUUCUUAUAUUGUUUAAAUGUAUACAUUGACUGCUGCAUAUAAUUGCAUGCAUUAGUUUGUACUAAAAUUAGACACUUACUGCCUGGGGGUACAUUUGGGUAUUGAGAUAUAAUAUUCUCAUUUAAAAGGAUUUAGUCUGCACAUCAGUGUUGUUGUUUUUUUUGUUUUUAACCAAUAAUGUCCAUGUGCUGUAUGGUUUUAUGAAUUGAACUAAAUAAAAUUCUGUGAAUCUUCUUAA